Ilex paraguariensis (yerba mate) is the source of this 1671-nucleotide messenger RNA. The record is from the annotation of a GenBank genome assembly. NCBI's taxonomy places the organism in Eukaryota, Viridiplantae, Streptophyta, Magnoliopsida, Aquifoliales, Aquifoliaceae.
GCAACCCCAUCGAGAAAGCACCCAAUUUGAACGACGUAUCUCUCUCUCUCUCUCUCUCUCCCCCAAAAAACUUGAUACGAAAACUAUACAGAACUUUUGGCGCUGAAAAUGCCUGAAAUCAACAAGAAGAGGAAAGUAAAGGCGUCAUGGGAGUUGAUAGGGCGUUGUGUUGUGUCAUUAAUCUCUGUCUUCCUCACUCAGUUUGCCUUGUACAUGGUCCCUCACUUGUUUCCCCUCUCCUCCCUCCUUACCCUUCUCUCUCUCUCAGUUCUAGUGCUGAUGGCAGUGGUUGGUUUCGGUAGAUGCUGCAAGAAACUUGUUGGAGUGCGUGCAUCGGCUCCGGCUUUCGUUUUCUUCAAUAUAUUGUCCAUUUGGUGCGUUCAUAUUGCUGUGGUUCGGCAAGCCAUCUCACCUUUGUUGGACAUUGUAUUCAACAUGGAACUUCUUAUGCUUGUAACUGGUCUAUGUUGGUCAGCUUCUCGCACUUUCAAGACUUAAAUAAGUUGUUCUUUUGCACACAAAAGAGUAUCUUGUCAAGUGACCCUGGUUUCAUUAUGCACCAAUCUUCCAGUCUUGAAAAACAUGAAGUAGAAGCCCAUUCAGAGGAAUUGGAGCUUUUGAGUUGUGGCAUGCCACAAGAUUUUCCUGUUGAAGGAAGUUCUGUGUUGGUUCAGAGGGCAAGAUAUUGCAGGCAAUGCAAGGCGUAUGUAAAGGGAUUUGAUCACCAUUGUCCUGCUUUUGGGAACUGUAUAGGUCAAGGAAACCAUGCCCUCUUCAUAUUUCUCCUAGUUGGAUUUAUUAUAUCUGAGUGUUCUUACAUCACAUGCUCAUCUCAGUUUUCCACAAAAUCUCAUAUACUGGGGAAAGCUGAGUGGGAGACUAGUUUAUCUGGAAAUUUGGCUAUUAGCACAAUGCUAUUCUCUUGUCUUCAAGUGGUUUGGCAGGUGGCUUUCUUGGUAUGGCAUGUGUAUUGUAUAUGUUUCAAUAUCAAAACUGAUGAGUGGAUAAACUGGAGGAGAUAUCCUGAGUUCCAACUAAUUGUCCCACCCCAGCCAGGGCAGCCCGUACCUGAGAUAAGGUUUACAAAUCCUUAUAACAAGGGAAUUUUAUGGAAUUUAAAGGAGUUCCUGACAGCAAAACGAUAACACUCGUGCAUAUUCGCUGUCCUAGCUACAAAUGGUGCUUUGCUUUCUAACAAAUAGGUAUUCUUUUGACUUGGGCAUACGGUAAAUACUUCACUGUAUAAUACCUGAGGUUGCAUGAACAAGUUCGCAGGGCAUUUUAUCAUUCCAACAUGGUCGCCUGUUGAAAGUUGGCAGAUGUACUGGCUUAUGAGUGAAACUUUGUUCCGAUUAAACACAACAAAAUCAUCUCGUACCUCUGAAGAUCCUGCUGAUGGUGUUUUAAUUUCUCUCCCGUGUGAAAUGUAGAAAAUGACUUUAGGAUGUGGUAUAGGAAAUGUGGUUUUAGCAUUCAAACUUUGGUCCUUUUGGCGUAAUUUGACUAGCUAACCUUGGACAGAAAUUUGGCAUCAUUUUCAUUUGUAUCCAGUGGCUUGAGCUCGUUGGUGGACCGCACAAUUCUUAGGCUAACAGGAAUUAUAGAUGGUUUCGUUCAGCAUGGGGAAUUUUCAAUUUUUUUUGCUUUUUCCCUUCCCUAGGCUCUUAUUCA